Molecule: messenger RNA, 1352 nt
Organism: Boeremia exigua
Lineage: Eukaryota; Fungi; Ascomycota; Dothideomycetes; Pleosporales; Didymellaceae
Exons: 2
Coding region: 166-1224 (352 amino acids)
Source: RefSeq, a predicted model, not a curated record
GAACGCCUGAUCGUUAGUGCUACAGGGCGUUACCUUGAUUAUAUCGUUAGUACUACAGGGCGUGACCUUGAUUAUGAAGCGAUUCGCUUUCAUUUCCUGACAUACUCCUCGAAUUCAACACUCGUGUCUGUCAUUGUCUGGCUCUCUCAUUCACGUUCACCAGCAAUGUCACCUUCAAAGCUGAGAGCAUCAGCUGCUGCUCUCCUGGCUGUGUUCUCUACAUUUGGUCAUACACUCGAAGUCAGCCCAGAUUCACCAUGCGCCUCGAAGUGCACAGACCGAAAUAAAGGCAACUCAAGUUGGAGAAAUCAGUCCCUUACCUUCAACGACAUGCUUCCGUGUUAUAAUUGGGAAUACUCGGGACAGAAUUCAACCGCUGCAGCUUUGAAGUUUCGUACUUGCCAGGAAUGCCAGAUGAGCAGCGGUUGGCAAGUGACAUUUAUGGAUGAUGGUACACAGUACACCGAGCAGGACUCUACGUGGUUUCUCUUCAACAAUAAAGGUGUGGUGGACUGGUGUCUGUUUGGUCGCUUCGACAACGAGGAAAAUAAGAAUAUAUCUGCGUCGUCAAUUCACGAACGCUGCAGUGACAGCUGUAGCAAAAUACGCUCGUCCAUCGACUAUAACAUAAAAAGCGAUCCAGGAGGUUUCGACUUUUGCGAACACAACACCAGCGCGAAUUUCACGUCCGAUGCCGAGUCCUGCGUAACAUGCUUAUACGGAAAUGAAGACCUGACAAUACUGGGCAACGUCCUUACAACGGUGCAGGAGAUGUGUGAGAAAAAGCCAGGCAAGAACUACACGGUCCCUGCAAACGUCUCAGUAUAUGCCGCGGACCGAAUUCAACUUUCUGCGACUCCAUCAUCGUCGUCGCCUGCCUCGUCGUCCCUCUCACCAGCAACCCAGGACACGAGCUCUGGGCUCUCGAAAGGCGCAGUCGCUGGCAUUGUUCUCGGCGCUUUACUCGCCAUCAUAGCAUGUCUUGGUCUCAUACUUCUACUGCUGAAAAGGAGAAAGAACAAACUCCAAGCUGGUGGAGUGUCGAAGAACGAUGGGCAUGAACUCCAUGGUUAUGAAAAUAAUCAUUUACAAAUGACAGAUAAGGACCGCUAUGCGUAUGCGGCCGAGGCACCGACAUAUCAGGCGCCCAUAGAAAUUGGUGACGACCACGGGCUGAACGAGAUGCCAGCUACGUCCACACAUCCUGCUCGAGGCAGUAGGUGACCUCUCACUUGAGACAUGUCUGGGGGAGCCUGGAGGGAUUCUGGAAAGCUUGAUGGCAGUCGGAUAAUGUGUGAAUCGAAUAUUAGUCACAGAGAAACCGUUGGAGCUACGGGGGACUAGUUGCCUCA